Molecule: messenger RNA, 2163 nt
Organism: Fusarium mangiferae
Lineage: Eukaryota; Fungi; Ascomycota; Sordariomycetes; Hypocreales; Nectriaceae
Exons: 2
Coding region: 1-2163 (720 amino acids)
Biological process (GO): positive regulation of transcription by RNA polymerase II; DNA-templated transcription
Molecular function (GO): sequence-specific DNA binding; DNA-binding transcription factor activity, RNA polymerase II-specific; zinc ion binding
Source: RefSeq, a predicted model, not a curated record
AUGUCCGAACAGCGACUAUUCGCAUGCGAGCGAUGUUCACGCCGUAAACAACGAUGCGAUCGCACAAUCCCUGUUUGUCAGCCAUGCCAAGAAGCUCAAGCCGAAUGUAUUGGAUCGGCGUCCGAGGAGACAGUUAUUUCCGGUACUGAUAGAGUCACGGCGCGGAAAGGACCCGUCACGCGGUUGCUGGAGCAGAUCGAGGUCUUAGAGGAGAAGCUUCGGGGUCUUGAGCGAGGCGAACCCAGUAACGACAACGCUUCUGCAGCUGUUGAGCAUGAUGGACUGUCCUCAGAUACUGCCGUAGGGGGGCCGUCUGAGCACCAGGACAACGCGACGUUACCGCACUCCACAAGCAUGAACAUGAGAUUCCUUUCCCUAAGCGCCAUGGCCGAGCCAUCUUCUCGUCGUGGCGAGUUCCUCAAACACCUCUCCACUCCGCGGUUAAUCGCAGGCAUCACAAAGACCUACGGCGGCGACCCUGAGUCCACUGCUCGCCCUGACUCACUAUGGGAAGGUAUAUCGACAUACCUUCACCAUCCUCAGGGUAGUAAACAUCGGCUACGUAUCCCCCCAGAAGAUGCGAACAAAGCUCUUGAGAUAUACCUCGCCGUCGUCGACUUUCGCUUUCCACGUCUCCCCGUGGACAAGGUACUAGUGGGCAUCGACGCUAUAUCGCAUGCCGAGGAGGACCACUUCAGAAGGGUUGUAGCUACCGAUCCUGCGCAUGUGUUUAUGGCGUACGCCGUCAUAGCUAUUGUGCCGCUCGUAAGCGAUGCAUAUCCUAUCUCACAAGGAUCCUGGGUCGCGGUGCAUGUGCUUGGGAAAUGCAUGGAGUUACUGGACAGGGUGUUUAAUCAGGAAGAUGGCAUCGACAUCAUCCAGUGCCUUCAGCUGCUUGUAAUUCUUGCUGUGCACUGUUCUGCUGCUGGCUCAGCCUGGCAUCUUUCGAGCUUCACCAUGAACAAGUGUAUCGCCCUGGGCUAUCAUCGUGAAGAUCCCAAGUCUGCCUCGGUGUCGCUGUUGGAUGUUCAACAGAGGAGAUGGACGUUUUGGGGAUGUUACUUUCUGGAUGUCUUGAUAUGCGCCGCGCUUGGGAGACCGCCGAGUAUCGAUGUUAGACACAUCGCCACUCCUCUGCCAGAGCCUGCCUCUAAUUCGCCUAGUCAAUGUGCACAGCACGGACAGAUAAUUUCGAGUCUCCGAACCUCUGAAUCCGCGACCCAUCGCCCUACUUCUCGGGAUGUGUAUCACAGGCAACUAUUCCAGUAUGCCCGACUUCUAUCCCAGGUUGUUAGUGAGACUACAAACAGUCCCCAGUCAUCAGGUCCUUGCGACGACUUCGAGCAUCACCUCGGGAAGGCCAUUAGCUGGAGAAUCAGUUCGCUGCCACAUGAUGAGCCAGACCGUUGUAAUAUUUAUCUCUUCCAGACCUCCUUAUACAACACCCUCAUGUUACGACUGGCGGUUAGGGAACUGUUGACUCUAUUCUCUUUUGGGCCUGAGUUGAAUGACUUCGAGCCUACUUCCGACGCAAUCACCAUGUUUCUAGGUGAUAUGAAUACUGAGGAGAGCCGGAUGAAGAGAUUGAAGGUUUCACAAAUAUGCGUAGCUGUGGCACGAAGUUUGGACCGCGUUCACAUGACAGAUCGUUCUUAUCUCUCUCUCAUCACUGGCUACAGCUCUUCGACCAUGGCAUUUACCUGUUUAUACGUGAUGGCUGUUCGAACUAUCGUAAGGAAUAGAGUAGGAGAGAAUACCACCUGGCAUGUCCCUCAAAGUCACUUGGGAUCAAAUGGCUCAAGUAUGACAUGGCAACCGCCACCGCCCUCAUUACCUUUCCAGAACCCUGGAGAUGCCGUACCAUCAUUUGGUACCAGUUCCUCCCGCUCCUACCAUCUAUCACCCGAAGGUCAGGCAUGGGCGGAUAGCCUUGAGGUUGAUGGUGUCAAUGAUGCGUUCAAUAUUGCCAUUACUAAAGUUGACGUGGUAGGAAGACAAUUCCCUCGACUGAAUCAUUAUGGUCGCAUGGCUCUCGGUAUUCCUGAGGUUAUUGGUGAUCAGCUUGGAGCAAUCAAGGCCAGCGCUCAGGAGAUUGGGCCGAUAUAUUUAAGACAGAUCACGGCUGCCAUCCUGUGUAUAAUCUCUCAGGAUGAGCCGAAUUGA